Molecule: messenger RNA, 569 nt
Organism: Liolophura sinensis
Lineage: Eukaryota; Metazoa; Mollusca; Polyplacophora; Chitonida; Chitonidae
Product: ATPase inhibitor mai-2, mitochondrial-like
Exons: 6
Coding region: 48-368 (106 amino acids)
Biological process (GO): negative regulation of ATP-dependent activity
Cellular component (GO): mitochondrion
Molecular function (GO): ATPase inhibitor activity
Source: RefSeq, a predicted model, not a curated record
GUAUUUCCGCUUGCUGAAAAAUCUGCGCAUCACAUCACGACAGAAGCAUGGCACUUAGGUUGAGAGGAGUUUCUGCAGUUUUCAGUCAAGUGCGAUUCAUGUCAGGCCAGUGGGGAGAAGGUGCAGGCAAGGGAGGUGGUUCUGGAGGCUCCAUUAGGGAAGCUGGAGGCUCUUUUGGGAAGAUGGAGGCUGCCAGAGAGGAGGAGUACUUCAGGAAACUGCAAAGCAAGCAGUUGGAAAAAUUAAAAGACAGUAUACAUGAUGAAAUAGAUUUCCAUACCAAGCAGAUCAAGAUGCAUCAGGAUGCCAUUAGCCGUCAUAAGAGGAAGAUCGGGAAACUGGAGGACCAAGAAAACGACUCGGACUGAUAAUAGUGCUGUUAGGAUUAUCUGGUGUGGAAAUUAUUAUUAUCGCAAAGAGUGCUUAUAUUAUCAUGCUGUUAUCACAGAACCUCCCGUAGCAAAGUCUGAUGUUCAGAUAUUUCUGAAAACAAAAAACGAUAAUAUGUUAGAUUAGGGAAUGGUCUCAUAUCCAGUUAUCCUAAUUAAAACAUAAGUUUGUGUUAUUGA